CCACCUGAUGGUUAGGUAGGGUAGGUUCAGGUCCAGUUACUCCAUGACAGAUUAGAAUGGAACACACCACACAGUGAUGACACCUGAACAGUUUGUGGUUUAGUCAUGGUUUGCUAUAAAUAUUUGUUAGGAACCAUAAACUUGUAGCAGUAGCAGGUGAAACUGAUUGUUCGAGAAGAUCAUUUACACAACUUUCCCACCAAUUGGCCUACAUUUCCCAUGAAAUCCUCCUCCCACUUUGACAAGCUGCGAUCACGUUGGAAGCCGCAGCUAGCUGCUCUGCCAAAUAGGCUACUUUUUCCAUCGGUACGGUGCCUGACCAUGGAUUUUGAAUCUAAGAUUUACCCACAAAUUGGCGGCUAUGGAAGAUAUAAUCGCAUUGUGACUAUUUUCAGCUGGUUCCCAAACUUCGCCGUGACACUGAACCUCUUCUGUGAUGUUUUCUAUACUUUGACUCCCGAGUCUUACCACUGUAAACCCGACCCGAGUCUUCUGCCGUCGGGAUUUCUCCCAAGUAACUUUUCCAAACAAGCCUACCUCAACUUUACCAUUCCCUGGGACAAAGACAGUGCUGGACUGAGUCACUGCGAGUUGUACAGGUACUCAUCCAACUACACGAAUAUCACGGACAAUCUACCGAAACAGAGAGUACCGUGCACGAAAGGAUGGGAGUAUGCGAAACCAGCAGGGCUCGAGAGCAACUUUGUAACGGAGUGGAACCUUGUUUGUGGGGACUACUGGAAGAUUCCUCUUCAGCACAUCUGUUUCAUGACGGGCUGGGUUCUGGGCUAUGUUCUUUUAGGCACCAUCUGUGACUGGCUUGGCAGGCGGCGAGCCCUUCUCAUGUCUGUGUCCCUCUCGGGACUGCUGGGAGUGGCGGUGUGCGUGUCCAACAGCCCUGUGGCCUUCCUGCUGCUGAGGCUCUCCCAGGGGUCAAUGUUGGCUGGGGUCUUCCUCUCCUCGUACAUCGCACGUCUGGAGGUGUGCGAUCCCCGUCACCGUCUCCUGGUAUCCAUGGUUAGUGUCUUCUUUGCUGUGUUUGCUGAGUUACUGUUGCCAGGCCUGGCGGUGCUGUGCAGUGACUGGCCAGUACUACAAGCAGUGGCCACUGUGCCCUUGCUACUCAUGAUCUCAUAUUGGUGCUGUCCCUCAGUGUUCCCGGAGUCCCCCCGCUGGCUGCUGGCCACAGGUCAGAUCCCUCAGGCCAAGAAGACUCUGCAGACCUUCUCAGCGCGGAACGGAGCCUGUCGGAGCGAGGAGCUCUUCCCGGGCGAGACCUUGCUCUCAGAGAUAGACUCUGCUUAUGGGGAGGACACAGACACCGAGUACCACAGCGUGCUAGAGCUUCGCCACACGCGAGUCAUCUGGAGGAACGGCCUCAUCCUUGGCCUCACUCUGUUCAUUGGAACAGGCAUCCAGUACUGUUUCACGCGUAACCUGCACAGCUACUCUACCCACUUCUACUUCAGCUACUUCCUGCGCAUGCUGACAGGGGCGCUGGCCUGCGCCUUCCUCUGCCUGACCGUCGAUCGCUUUGGACGUCGCGGCAUCCUUCUGCUGGUCGCCAUAGGAACGGGCCUGUCAUCCCUGCUGCUGCUGGCGCUCACGCAGUACCUGCGAGGAGGGCUUGUGCUGGUUCUCUCUGUAGUGGGCCUGCUGUCGUCCCAGGCCCUUGCCAUGCUCAGUGUGUUCUUCGCCAGUGAGGUGAUGCCCACAGUCAUACGGGGCGGUUGUCUGGGCUUGGUGAUGUCAGCGGGCUGUGUGGGCAUGGCGGCCUCCUCCCUGAUGGAGCUGCAGAACAACGCCGGCUACUUCCUGCACCACGUGGUCUUCGCCUCCUUCGCCGUGCUCUCCAUCCUCUGCAUCAUGCUGCUGCCCGAGAGCAAGCGCAAGCCGCUGCCGGACUCGCUCGCGGACGGCGAGUGCCUGCGGCGGCCGCCUCUCUUCCUGUCGCGCGUCGACCGCGACAGCCUCCCGCUCCUGCGCACGACCCGCGCGCCCACCUCCGACUACAACCCCGACAACUACGCCCGCCUGGUCAGCGCCACCAAGAAGAUGCUGGCCAAAGACACGCUGCCUUUCAAGAUGGCCGCUGUGACGUCUCCACACCAGGUGCUGCUGCUGCCGUCCAGCAAUGGUGUGAUAUCAGGGACCCAAGGAGGGGCCAGAGGACUGGAAAGGGGGGCAAGACAGGACACUUCUUUAUAGCACUUUCUCUAAAAUAAACACCCCUAUCAAAUGCACAUUAGCAUACGGUCCUCUGAUGGAGUCUGCUCUCUUCGUCUCUGCGUCAAAGACAAGAUAGGGGGCGCUCAUCUAGAACAAGGAGGGAGUUCUCUCCACCAGGGGCUCCAGCUGGACUAGCUCACCAGCUUCUCAGGAGAGACUAGAAGGUGCUAUGUGAUAUGCGUGAGCACAGCUGCUUUAACGCACACAAUGCCAGAAAACAGUGGCGGUCAUGCGUUGGAACUGGAAAUGGUUUAAUAUUUUUGUAUGAUUUCCUGAUUUUUAGGCCAAAUGGGAGAUGUACAUAAGUAUGCAUAUGUGUUGAGAAUUUGAACAAGCUGUUAUGUAACAUUGCCAGAAUACUGUAUGUUGUGUUCUUGUCCUGUCUUGUGUGGUAGAAACACGUUCUCGGAGAAUACCUUUUUUACGUUCCUCUCUCUCUCUCUCUCUCUCUCUCUCUCUCUCUCUCUCUCUCUCUCUCUCUCUCUCUCUCUCUCUCUCUCUCUCUCUCUCUCACACAAACAAACACACUCUUUCUUUCUCUUGCUCCUUCUCUUCCCUGUUCCCUCCCUCCAGUGCAGAACUAUUCAGGGCUUUAGCUGCCACAGUCACUUGAGUCCAAUUCCUUGUCCACUUAGGACUGAAAGACUCAUGGUUCUCAUUAGGUGGUGUCUUGUGACAGUGGAGCCAGUAUGCGACGCUGGGCCCUGAUCUAAUAUCUCCUCAUCACUACUGACUUGCUGCAGGAUGCCUUUUCCACAAAGAUGCACAGAAUUACUUCAUCUAUGGACAUGAGCGGGCGGAUUUUGCUGGGGGGUUUCACCCGAAAGACCAAAGACUACUUCAUAUCGUUAAUGUUAACAUUCUCUUGGGUUUACCACUAUGUCAGCCAAUGCCACAUACUAUGAUAACUAUACCAUGCUGUUCAUGUGUGCUUUGUAUGCAUCUGAAACAUCCGUUUGGAGCCAACGGUCAUGAAAGCCGGUAGAGUUACUGGAGCUUGUGCCAAAGGACAGAUUUUCUAUCUCCUGAAGGGAAUACACUGUUUGGGCCAAAUUUCCUGACCAAGCAAAGUUUGCAACAGAUGCCUCUGAUAUCAACAUAACUUUUUAAGCACAGACAAUGCUGUCCAAUAAAAUAAUGAUUACCCAUCA
Molecule: messenger RNA, 3380 nt
Organism: Alosa alosa (allis shad)
Lineage: Eukaryota; Metazoa; Chordata; Actinopteri; Clupeiformes; Clupeidae
Gene: slc22a31
Product: solute carrier family 22 member 31
Exons: 9
Coding region: 220-2208 (662 amino acids)
Biological process (GO): transmembrane transport
Cellular component (GO): membrane
Molecular function (GO): transmembrane transporter activity
Source: RefSeq, a predicted model, not a curated record